Messenger RNA from Pseudomyrmex gracilis, 2867 nucleotides. Its product is annotated as protein PFC0760c-like. The coding region runs from base 220 to 2040 and encodes 606 amino acids. The record is from RefSeq and is a predicted model, not a curated record. NCBI's taxonomy places the organism in Eukaryota, Metazoa, Arthropoda, Insecta, Hymenoptera, Formicidae. The transcript has 7 exons.
GAGCAUGAAAGGAGGUGGAGGUGCGAGCUGGUAUAAAAGGAUCGCGUUGCGGCGCCUCGUCUGUUUCAACACUCUCACCGGGAUCGUUCGGUGGAUCGCUCGGUGAAGAAAACGGAACUUACAUACGUGUGUCAUCGAUCGUCUCUCCGAGAAGAUAAGGAGUUUAAGAGAGAACGAAAAAAAAAGAGACAGACAGAUAGAAAGAGAAGAGAGAGAGCCAUGAGACUAGCGGCAGUGCUGACGUUACUGUGCUGUCUGGCAAUAGAGGUACUCGCCUCGCCAGUGCCCAAGAUCGCCGAUAGUGAAACAUUAACUCACAACGCCCUGGAAACCGGCAGACAGGCAUCCGCGCCGGCAGUUCCUGUUGCCAGUUCCGACGACGACGACGACGACGACGACGACGAUGACGACGACGUCGACUUGGAUAUCACCGGUGACGACGACGAUGACGACGACGACGACGAGGAGGAUGACGACGACGACGACGACGACGAGGGUGAUUACUUGGAGCGUUUCAUCGAAGAUAUACUCGGAGGAGAAGAUGACGACGAUGAUGACGAGGAAGACACCGCUCCGGCCGCCGUCGCCACACCGGUACCUGUCGCACCUGUCGCGCCCGCAACACCUCCGCCGGUCUCCAUCGCUUCGCAGCAGUUACCGCUAGCCGUGGUGGCCGAUCUGAACCAAGCCGCCGCCGAGGCGGCCGCGGAGGAAGCUGCAGCUGCGGCUGAGGUGACCUCCGACAACGACGCCGAGAGCUACGAGGACGAGGACACGAGCGACGUUGUCUCUAACGAAGGCCAGGCCGCGUCCAAUGUGCACGAGUCGACGCUUGAAGGUGCCGAGUCCGUCUCGAAUCCGGUGGCAGUCAACGCCGUCGGGACGCCAGUGUCGCCCGGCGGCGUCGCGGCUGCUGCACCGGCCACGACAACUGAUGACGAUGACGACGACGACGACGACGACGACGAUGACGACGACGACGACUUAGACGUAGACAUCACGGAAGAGGACGAUGACGAUGACGAUGACGACGAGGAGGACGACGACGACGAUGACGAGGACGACGAGGUGGAUGACAUCGCCAGCAUCGCCGGCGCUAGACACGCACGUGGCAUGGAAUCCGAACCGAGCGUUCACGUGCCGGCGAUUUACGUGGCGAAGUACAAUCGCUUCGUCGACAACAUUCUCGGCAAGAUCAACAACAUACUGCGCACCAAUUACGAGCCGGUUACCGUGAAAUUGACGAAUCCGACGCCGGGCACCAAAGCGAACAAGAACAAAAACAAAAACAAAAACAAGACAAAAAAGAAGAACAAUAAGAACGGCACCAAGAAGAGCGCUUCGAAACCGAUCGACACCGCAACCGCCGUCACUGAGAGAAACGACAAUGAGAACGCGGUCGAGAAAGUAACCAUAGAGUCUGUCGCGACGCAAACGGCCGCAACGGAGAAGGAAUCGAUCUCACCGGUCACGAUUUCCACGGAAGCCAGCGUUAGAUCCAGCAACAAACACACGUCCGGCAACAAGGGUUCCAACAAGAAUCGCAAGCGAACGAAAAACAAAACGAAGAACCAAACCGGAAACAACCAAAACAAGAACAAAACGAAGUCCAAGAACAAACCGAAAGCAAGAGCCACGCUGUACGGAUUGGCGUCGCUACAGAGAACCGGCGACGUGUCGGUGAACAUGAUGAGCGAUCACACGACGAUCAAGACCAAGUUCAGUCUGGGACCGCUGGUGCUGAAGGUCGAGAAGGAGUUCGGCCGGGCCGCGAAGAAAGAGCUGAGGAGCGCGACCGCCACCACGGCCGAAAUGUCCGGCAAGCUGAGCCUGCGUGUCCUGCACGGCGGCGCGGCGACGUUGCACUCUAUUCGAGUCUUGCAACCCAAACAGGUCCGGGUGGAAAGUCAGGACGAUCACGACAGAACGCGGGAGUUCGUGUGGAAGAGAUCGUCCCAUAUCGCGCAUUUGGUGUCGCAGAAACUUUCUUCGGCCACCAGGUCAAUGCUUCGGCCGUCGCCUGUUGCGCCUCGUACUUAAAAUUUAUUAACUUAUAAUACUCUUGCCGAGACUCUUGGUCCAAUUGAAAUCGUCGGCAAAUCAAGUGUACGCGCACCGCUGUCCGAUUGUUGGAUUACGACACGCCGUUUUGUCAUCAUCAAAUUGCGAGAGACGACUCGACACGAUUUUGACGAGCGCGCUGUGUCUGUGUCUGGUUUUCACGGGACGCAUCGAUCGCUUCUUUUCUCCUUCGAGACAACGAGCGAAGGAGGAGCCGAAUGCACUCGCGGGAGAAAGUGUCGAAGAAACGUGCCACACACUGUGUGUGUCUUCGAACAUCGACUGUAUUGUUCUUCAAAAAUUUUGUCAGAGAAAACAUUCCAAUUCAAAGUUUAAAUAUGUAAAAAGAUCACGUGGACUGACAAAUCGAGAAUAAUUUCUCUUGUCAUUUGCGUUAAAAAAAAAAUAAUAACAAUAAAAUAAAAUAAACAGAUUUCAAAGUGCUAAAGAGAGAGAAUCGAUUAUAUAAGAAUCGCGAUUAUUUAAGAAUAACGCGAUAAAAGAGAGACGCUAUAUACGGGUAUCAUGGAUUUCACAUUGGACCAAUCUUGAGUGGUAUUAUCGUACUUGUGUUUACUAAUUAAUUAUAAUUAUUUAUUUAUUUAUUUAUUUGUCACAUAGUUCGUAAUUCAUCUUUGGAAAGUCUGAGAUAUAUAUAUAUAUAUAUGUGUAUGUUCUAAGAGAACUAAUGGUUUAUAUAAAUCGUAUAGCAAACACAAGCCGUGAGUUAAGUUGUUUCUAUUUUAGAUAUUGUAUGUAAAACAAGAAUCUCUAUUAUAAAGGUCAAAAAUAUAGCAAUUAUACAA